AUGUCUUCCAGAGUCACUCGCUCUUCUGCGAGGCUCUCAGCAGCAGGUUCUUCCAGUCAGCCGCCCGCCCAACCCAACCCCAAUACCACACCUGCUCGGGCGCCGCCCACGACGCGGAAACGGAAAGCACCCGCUCGCGAGACCAGUCCGGAGCAGCCAAAGCUCCCGGAGCCUGAGCCCGCACGCGCUUCAGCUUCGAGGCGCACAAGCAAACGGGUCAAGGUUGACGCUGCGGAACCCCCCGCACCCGCCCCGUCCGCCACCUCUCGCCCGAGGAAAGGCAGCCGAGCAGAUACGGCCAUGUCCAGCGCGGGGUACAGUCCUGAUCCUCCCUCCCCAUCAAUCCAGCCCGCUGACAUGUGCAGACCAUCAUCGGGACCCUCAGAGGAAAAGACGAACCCCACAGCAACCCAGUCGUCGUCGAGGCGCAAGACCAGCCGCAAGAACCCCCAAGACCCGCCCACCUCGACCUCGCCUUCCACUCGCCGCUCCAAGAAACAAUCAGCGAAGACUGACGAGGAUGUUACAAUGAGGGAUGACGAUGACAUCGUGGAAGGACAAGAUGAGGGCGCGGACAGAGGUCGGCAUGGCAUGAGCGACGACAGCACUGGAGAGGUCGGAAUGCCUCCGCGGUACGACGAGGAUGAUGACGACGAUGAUCCGUUCGGAGGCGGCUUCCUCGGCCGUCCUGGAGGACCUUCUGGCCUGUCGCAUACGCUGCGAGCACUGAGUGGCAUGAUGUCAGGCAUGUCCUCGCGCCUGCGCAACAUCUUGGAGAACUUGAGGCAGAAAGACGACCCGUCGGUGCAGUUGAUCGCCCUGCAAGAGCUUUCCGAGAUCUUGCUUGUGUCGACCGAAGAUAACCUUGCGGGACACUUCCCGCCUGAUCAGUAUGUCAAAGAGCUUGUUUCGCUCAUGCAACCCAACGAUUUCGGUGAAGAGAAUCCGGAAAUCAUGCUCCUUGCGUGCCGUUGCAUAGCCAACCUCAUGGAAGCUCUUCCAGCUGCCACCGCCAACGUCGUUUACGGCGGCGCGGUUCCGAUCUUGUGCCAGAAGCUUCUUGAAAUUCACUUCAUCGACUUGGCCGAACAGGCCCUCAGCACACUAGAGAAGAUUUCCGUCGAAUUUCCAUCAUCGAUUGUCCGAGAGGGCGGCUUGAACGCCUGCCUCACAUAUCUCGACUUCUUCCCCACUAGCACGCAGAGGACGGCAGUGACCACGGCGGCCAAUUGCUGCCGCAAUAUUCCAGAGGAUUGCUUCCCCACCGUCCGCGAUGUCAUGCCAAUUCUCCUCAACGUACUCAAUAGCAGUGAUCAGCGCGUGGUGGAGCAGGGUUGCUACUGCGUUUCCCGCAUUGUGGAAAGUUUCAAGUACCAAGACGCCAAAUUAGAAGAGCUGGUCAGCCCUGAAUUGCUGCAGGCGAUCCUCCGUUUGCUGUUGCCGGGAACCACGAACCUCAUUGGGCAGAACAUCCACACUCUUUUCCUCCGCGUUUUGUCGAUCACCGCACGCGCCUCGCCUCGGCUCUCUGUGGAGCUCUUCAAGAUGAAGGUCGUUGAUACCCUCUAUCAGAUCCUGACGGGCGUGUCUCCGCCCGACGGCACCGAGGACAUUGCCACCAAGAUCGACAGCGUUGUCAUCAUGCAAGCUUUGAUCCACCGCCCUCGUGAGCAAGUCUUCGAGACCCUCAACGUGAUUUGCGAGCUGCUGCCCAACGUCCAGAAGGAUGGUCUUACUUAUUUGGACGACAUUUUCGAUGCUGGAUACCAUGGAGACGAGUACCUUCCCAUGUCAACUAGGUCGAGGAAGUCGCCGAAUGACAAGAGAUUGGAGCUCUUGGAUGACUGCAAGGAAGAAGUCAGGCGCUUUGCCAUCAUUCUUCUGCCCACCUUGACGGACGCCUACUCCAGCACCGUCAAUCUUAGCGUUCGACAGAAGGUCUUGACUGCUCAGUUGAAAAUGCUGUCCAACUUGGAUGCGGAUAUCCUGAAAGAGGCUCUUCGGGCCGUCCCUUAUGCUUCUUAUCUGGCAUCCAUCCUUUCGCAGCAAGACCAUCCGUCAUUGGUCACCUUCGCUCUGCAGGCCGCGGAACUUCUCUUGAAGCGCCUCGAGUCCAUCUAUCGUUAUCAGUUCUACCGCGAAGGUGUGAUUUCGGAAAUUUCACGUCUGGCCGACCGGCCUACGAAGGACUUGGAAAAGCAGAAGCCUACCAAGCCCGCUCUGGAUGCGGAGCCUUAUGGUUCUUCCAGCAAAGCCAGUAGUGAUGCCGGCGACGAAGACGUCGAUCGUGAAAUGGAUGAUGGCCCGGAGGAUGAGAUGCAUUCGGACGAAGAUGAAGAAAACGAGCACGAUGACCACCAUGACGAUGAGGACGAUGAUGACGACUCAAACUCGUCUUCCUCAUCCGGCGAACGUUAUGAUCGGGCACCUAUGCCUAACGUCGACGACAUCAUCACGCUGCGUGCCAAGAAAUUCAUGGAAGUCCAUGAGACUGACCAGGGCAAAGAAAUGCGUGAAAAGGCUUUGGCCAUCCUAGAAGAUCUUAAGUCUUUGGCUCAGGAGAUCAAAACCUGCUACUCCGGCACCGUCUGCAACACGGGCGACGAGCUCUUCGUCCGUCUAGCCGAGUACUUCGAUGGAGACGCUCUCGAAAGCAUCACGAGCUAUGAGCUUCUGACGUCGGGAAUUGUUGAUGUGCUUCUCGAGCUUUUCGCCGACUCCAACGUGUCCAGCAAGUUGGAGGCAAGAACCGCGUUUCUCGAGGCUUUCAUGGGCACUACCAACCAGAGCAAGCAAAAAACUGCAAGCAUUGCCUCUCCCGUCACACCUUUCAGCAUUCUCGUGAGCAAGCUUCAGGAUUUGCUCAGUCGCGCGGAACACUUUGAGGUCAUCACGGUUCAUCAAAACACAUUUGACAGCAACCGCAGCUCCGCUGCAUCCAUGCUCGCUAAGCAGCUCAGGUUGAAACUGGUUGCUGAUGAGGAUUCUGGCAUCCCUCGAGCAUACAGGAACAUCAUGGUCUCCAUUCACGCCAUUGCCACUUUCAAGGCGCUAGACGACUAUCUGCGGCCUCGCAUUGCUCUUGCCGAACGGCCUAGGCCCUCUGGCAGGGCCCGUGAUGGAGUUUCUGGUGCAAUUGCAGCAUACGCUGCGGCUAUUGCGGGUCGUAGCGCUGGUCUUGGAGGCCGAGAUGUCCCAUCUACACCGCCUUUGCCGGCCCCAACAGAUACCACGAACCGCACUUCCGCAUCGAAGAGGACCACGAGGUCUAAGGCGGCAGCAGGGUCAAGCACGAACCCCGAGGCUAGCACGCCGCCGGCCAAGCAGUCUGGUUCUGCUCCUAGGCGCUCCAGCCGGAAGCGUCAAGAUCAGACCAACCCGCCGCCCCCGCCGCCCCCGCCUGCUCCAUCCUCACUCGAUGAUAUCAGAGAUCCUCUCGAAUGCGCUGACGAAGCCCAGCUGUCUGAUGAAGACGACUUGGGUGACGGAGAUGGGUUGGACGCGAUCGUUGACGACCUUGAGGAUGAGAUGGAUGAGGAUCUACCUGAUCCGUCUGCAGUCAGCGUAGAGGUUGCUUCGAAUGGUAGGGCUACAGCACACAAGGAUGAUGGUACCAGGGUUGCGACGCCUUUGGGUGGUUCCACGCCAUCCUCAGCACGCGCGGCCCAGGCCGAUCGUUCUCUUGCAGAGAGGAUGGCCACCGAACAACUUGCCAGCCUUGCGUAUUCACGCAACCUGCUUGGCGGAACCCCCACUUCUUCGAGGCCCAUGUCAUAUGCUGCUGCUAUCCAGGCUGUCCCUCAAGACUGGCACAUUGAGUUCUGCGUCAACGAUCAACCUAUCUCGAACGAGACCACAAUCUACCGUGCCGUUCACAUGAGCCAGACUGACGGAGCUGACGCUUCUCGCAAUAUUUGGUCUCCGACGCACACGAUCAAGUUCAAGAAGGCGACUGGACCACCUCCUGCAGAGUCCAGCGGACUGACUCCUCCUCCGGAAACAGCAUCCGAUGCGAACGGGGUUCCCCACUCAUUGAACAAGAACCCGACGACAUCAUCCAUCUUGCGCCUGCUCAGCAUUCUCCAUGAGCUGAACGCCAACCUUGACGAUGUUCUUUCCGAGAAGAAGGACACUAUCAAGGUCAACGCCGAGCCGUUGUCCCAAUUCGUGAACACCAAGCUCACUGCGAAGCUGAACCGACAGCUUGAGGAGCCUCUCAUAGUGGCUAGCAACUGCCUUCCUAACUGGAGCGAGGAUCUGGCUAGGCUCCAUCCGUUCUUGUUCCCAUUCGAGACGCGCCAUCUCUUUCUUCAGUCGACUUCGUUCGGCUAUUCUAGGUCUAUGGCAAGGUGGCAGAACGCGCAAUCCACCACUGACUCCCGCCACGACCGUCACCGCGAUGAGAGGCCUUUCUUGGGCAGGGUCCAACGCCAGAAGGUGCGCAUUUCGCGCACCAAGAUUCUUGAGUCGGCCAUCAAGGUCAUGGAGCUCUACGGUUCUUCACCCAGCGUCCUCGAGGUCGAGUACUUUGAGGAAGUCGGAACCGGUCUUGGGCCGACGUUGGAGUUCUAUUCUACGGUUUCGAAGGAGUUCUCCAAGAAGAAGCUCAAACUUUGGCGGGAGAACGAGUCACCUGAAAAAGACGAGUUUGCGUUCGGCAAGCGUGGACUCUUCCCUGCCCCAAUCAGUGCGGAGCAAGCGGAGACCGAGGACGGCAAGAAGGUACUUCACCUCUUCAAGAUUCUCGGCAAGUUUGUUGCCCGCUCUAUGCUCGACUCGCGCAUCAUUGACGUGUCCUUCAAUCCUACCUUCUUCCGCAUUGGAGACAACACGGCCGUUAAGCCGUCUCUGGGCGCCGUCAAGACUGUCGAUGCCGACCUUGCCCGGGCACUUGUCUUGCUGAAGAAAUUCGCCAAGGAGAAGAAGAGGAUCGACGAGGACCCCAACAUGACACCCGCUCUGAAGGUCUCGGCAAUCGAAGCAAUCGAAGUCGAUGGUGCUCAUGUGGAAGACCUAGGCCUUGACUUUACUCUUCCCGGCUAUCCCAACAUAGAGCUUGUGCAAGAUGGAGCGAACACGUCCGUCACUAUCGAAAACGUCGCUCUAUACGUCGAGAAGGUUUUGGACAUUACCUUGGGAAGCGGCGUACAGAAGCAGGUGGACGCAUUCCGCACAGGCUUCUCUCAGGUCUUCCCCUACUCGGCGUUGCGGGCGUUCACCUCGGAUGAGCUCGUGAUGCUCUUCGGUCGCACGGAUGAAGACUGGACCUUGGAAACACUUAUGGACUCGAUCAAGGCCGACCAUGGUUACAACCUCGACAGCAAGAGCGUCCGAAACUUGCUGCAAGUCAUGAGUGAGCUCACCGCAUCUCAGCGCCGUGACUUCCUUCAGUUCGUCACUGGCAGCCCCAAGCUGCCCAUUGGUGGCUUCAAGUCCCUCACGCCGAUGUUUACGGUGGUGUGCAAGCCAAGCGAGCCUCCGUACACGUCGGACGACUACCUUCCUAGCGUCAUGACUUGCGUCAACUAUCUCAAGAUGCCGGAUUACAGCAGCCUUGAUACGCUCAAGGAGAAACUCUUUGUGGCAAUCAAGGAAGGUCAGGGCGCAUUCCACCUUUCUUAG
This is a messenger RNA of Diplodia corticola, 5622 nucleotides long. RefSeq names its product hect-domain-containing protein. The record is from RefSeq and is a predicted model, not a curated record. The transcript has 4 exons. The coding region runs from base 1 to 5622 and encodes 1873 amino acids. Gene Ontology annotation, molecular function: ubiquitin protein ligase activity. Gene Ontology annotation, biological process: proteasome-mediated ubiquitin-dependent protein catabolic process; protein polyubiquitination. Lineage: Eukaryota; Fungi; Ascomycota; Dothideomycetes; Botryosphaeriales; Botryosphaeriaceae. Gene Ontology annotation, cellular component: nuclear speck.